This is a messenger RNA of Chondrus crispus (carragheen), 432 nucleotides long. RefSeq lists its product as hypothetical. The record is from RefSeq and is a predicted model, not a curated record. The transcript has a single exon. Bases 1 to 432 code for a protein of 143 amino acids. NCBI's taxonomy places the organism in Eukaryota, Rhodophyta, Florideophyceae, Gigartinales, Gigartinaceae.
AUGGCCAAUCAUUUAUCAACUGUACGGGAAAUUGGAACUUUCUCAAAAAUUGUUCCCCUAUCAUACCUCUCUACCCCCCACAAUUGUGGGUCUCCAAUUUCCCGUAUUGGAGGGGCCGGUGGCCAACGAGCGGAGGGAUCAGCGACUGCAAGUCAUACGAAGGGAUUCACACAGCACACAGCACACAGCACACAGCACACGCACAAACUCUCGUACCGUUGCCGCUGCGGGAGAUUGGACGUUUGGAUACCAGCGCCCGUCUCGAAAGAAGGUCGCAACGACCCCGCGAUAUCGGUUGCGUCCCCUACGGCAAGCCGUGCCCAUGGCACGUGCGUGCACUUUCUUUCCUGUCCUCUUUCAAGCUCGUUUUCUCAGAAAAUGGUCAUUUGGGGAACGCGUAUUGAGACAACCAGCUUGAGGCAACCAGCUUGA